Messenger RNA from Cuculus canorus (common cuckoo), 2969 nucleotides. It is a transcript of the gene NEMP1, whose product is annotated as nuclear envelope integral membrane protein 1. Bases 851 to 2158 code for a protein of 435 amino acids. NCBI's taxonomy places the organism in Eukaryota, Metazoa, Chordata, Aves, Cuculiformes, Cuculidae. The transcript is spliced from 10 exons. Gene Ontology annotation, cellular component: nuclear envelope. The record is from RefSeq and is a predicted model, not a curated record.
GAGGGCAGGCGGCUCCCGGUGUGUGUUAGGGGGCGGGAGUCCCAGUCCUGGUGGCUCCACGUUAUUUAUAUCGCACCGGGGACGUGAGUCCCGGUCCUGGUAGCUCCCCGUUAUUUAUACCGCACCGGGGACGUGGCCUGACCCGGGAUGGGGGAGGGGUGGCGGCAUGGGCCCCCACACCGGUCCGGCCCCAGCGUCCCCCCGGGAGAGGGCGGCCGACGCUGCCUCCUCCCCCGUUCUCGCCCUCCCCAUUCCGACCCCGCUCCCCCCCGGCUGACGCACAUCCUCCGCCCACGGCCCCGUCGCUUCCCGGCUCCACCGCCUACAGCGCGGGGGGGGGGCCCGCGCCCCGCUCCUCGCCCACGGGCAGGGGCCCACGCGGGGGGACGGGACACACGGGACGGCAGCGGGCACAGGGACCUCAUCCCCGUUUGUCCCGGGGAGAUGGAGGGGAGAGAUUCCUCCUGUCCUCGAUGCCGCGGUCGCCCCUGCCCCACUCCCCUCCAGGCAGGGGGGAUCUCCGCGUCCCCAGCUCCCCCACAAGCGGACCCCCCCCCCUCCACCACGCGUGGGCCCUUGACAAAAACAACCCGUGGCCGCUCUCUGAUAAGCGAAAGUGGCUGCCAAUCACCCACGGCUAGCGAGGGGGCGGGACUAGGCGCUGAUUGGCUAAGUCGCAUACCUGUCAAAGCCGUUGCUAGGGCGGGGCUUGCAGUUGCUAUGGUCUGGGCGUGCCCAUUGGUCUUUGUGGGAACGGGGGCGGGACCACGUCAGGGCUGCGUUGAUUGGCUGUCGCGAGGGGAGGGGCGGGGCCGGAAGCGGAAGUGAGGACACGACUGAGGCGGGAGGGAUGAAAGCAGCAGCGGCGCCGUUGUGGCGGUUGCUACUGCUCCUUUUGCCGCUGCCGCUGAGGGGCGCAGGUGCCAAGGAAUCGGUCAUCCCGCUCCAAGAGGGCCGCACAUACCGCCACACAGUUCCACAGCAUUUCUGCUACACCAACACCCGCGUCCCGCAAUGGCGCGACGUGUGGACCCGGGUGCAGAUCCGGGUCAACAGCAGCCGGACAAUCCGAGUCACCCAGGUGGACAGCGAGGAGGAGCUGGAGAAGUUCAACAUGUGGAACUUUGUUUCCUCAUUCCUGAAGGAGAAGCUGAAUGACACCAGCAUUGACGUGGAUCUCUACAGCAACAAGACCUGCCUGAAGGUCGAGCUGCUGGAGCCUAGCACCGAGUACUCCGUCAUCCUCUUCCGACGCUUUGACCCCAAGCUGUUCCUGGUUUUCUUCCUGGGGCUACUGCUGUUCUUCUGUGGGGACACACUGAGCCGGAGCCAGCUCUUCUACUACUCAGCCGGGGUCAGCUUUGGCUUGCUGGCCUCGCUGCUCAUCCUUGUCUAUGUGAUUUCCAAGAUCAUGCCCAAGAGAAGCCCUGUGUACCUCAUGCUGGUGGGAGGCUGGUCUUUCUCCCUGUACCUGCUCCAGCUGAUCUUCAAGAACCUGCGGGAAAUCUGCAAGUCCUAUUGGCGGUACCUCCUAGGCUACCUGCUGCUCGUAGGCUUCCUGAGCUUCGGCGUCUGCUACAGGUACGGCCCACUGGAGAACGAGCGCAGCAUCACCCUCCUCUCAUGGGCCCUGCAGCUCCUGGGGCUGCUGCUGAUCUACUCGGGCAUCCAGAUCCAUCCCAUCGCCUUGGCCGCGGUGGUCACCGCCAUCUGCAGCAAGAACCUGGACUACCCCCUGCACUGGGCUUUUGCUGCCUACAGGAGAGUACGGAGCGCCAGGCUGGGGCCGAGCCCCCCUCGCCUGCUAACAGAGGAAGAAUACCGGCUCCAGGGCGAGGUGGAGACGCACAAGGCCCUUGAGGAGCUUCGCAUUCACUGCAGAAGCCCAGAUUUCUCUGCCUGGACUGUGGUGUCCCGCAUCCAGUCUCCCAAGAGAUUUGCUGACUUUGUGGGUGGUGCCUCUCACGUCAGCCCCGAGGAGACCUCUGUCCAUGAGCAGGAGUACGGCCUGGGUGGCAUCUUCCUCGAGGAGCAGCUCUUUGAGGAGGAGGAGGAGGAAGAUGAGAAGGAGGAGGAAGAUGAGAAGGAGGAGGAGGGCUACUGGGACAAGAAUCACAGAAGCUGUUUCCUGUCCAACAACCAUCUGGCUGCUGAUUGAGGUGCCAGUGAGGGUGAUGUGCAUGAAGAGAACUUCGGACCCAUCCUGCCAGUAUCUGUGUGCUCUGCCUGCUGCCAGGCUCUGGAGAGGGCGUGGGCAGUGUGUGGCUGCCUCCUCCUGCUGUUACCAAAGAUGCCAGAGGGCUCCACCUGGCUGGGCUGUGCCUCUGCCUUGGCUUAAAUCUCUUGUGGAUACCAAAAAACCCAGCACCUCCCAGGUCGAGAUGCGGUGUGGCUGUCUCCUCUGCUGGUGCAGAGCUCCAAAGGCAGCCGUGAAGUCUUCCUGGUGCCCUGUGUGCCCAGCCCACUCCCCUCAGCUCCUGCGCUGUGAUGGAGGCUGAGCUCAGCUUCUGUCUGCCAGGCGGUCCCUGUGCUGAGGAUGAGUGUGGAUAUGCUUCCUCCUCGCUGGUGGUCAGGUGCCGGCAGCUGUCUGGCCCCUCACUCUGUUACACGGGGCCCAUCCCCACUGUGCUUCUGUCCUGGGAUGGGGCCAGAGAUGGCCCUGCCUGUGUUCCUGUUCCCCAUGCUGGAGAGGGGUCUCUAUUCUAUAGCAGCUGCCACUCCUCAGCUGUGCUGAAGCUGGGGAGGAUGCCCCAAUCUAUGCAAGUUUCUCAGGAAUAAAGCUGCCUGGGGCUGGGGUCCCGCAGCCAGGCCCUUGCCCACGGCAGAACGCCCUUGCUUUGUUUCUGUCCUAAGAUUGCUCUCCGCUCCCACUACGCUUUCUUCCUGCUCUGCAGUGAGCAGCCUCUACUACUGCCUUUCUCCCCUCUCCCUGGUUAACGACUGAUUGUAUUUUUAAUAAAGAUGUUAUU